Molecule: messenger RNA, 812 nt
Organism: Zophobas morio
Lineage: Eukaryota; Metazoa; Arthropoda; Insecta; Coleoptera; Tenebrionidae
Exons: 4
Coding region: 136-621 (161 amino acids)
Source: RefSeq, a predicted model, not a curated record
UCGGAUCUUCGUGGUAAAAGCUCGUGCUGAUUUGCGAUUACUCAUUUUCUAUUUUUGUUACGUAUAUACAGCGCAUAUAAAAGCCACAAUUCCAUUGGAACGGUGUACUUUUGCAGUGCCACUCCUACUGUUACAAUGGAAUUCUCACGAGUACUUCUCUUAACAGUUUUUUAUUCUUUCACUUGCACUGGAGCCAGCAAAAAUAACUGGGACGAUUGGGCCGAAAACUUAAACUGGGAUAUACAACAAAGGGUUAGGCAAAGUUUAAGUGGUUUGGACAAUCUGUGGAGCACCAUAUCUCAACAAGUCCAACAGAAUUUAGCAGAUAAACAACUGAUUGUGCGCGAUGGGGUCUUUUACAAAUGCGAAGGUACCAUUUCCGAAGAGGAUGGUUCCUGCUCUGGUACUUUACGCAAAUCGUCUUUCGAAAGCAAGAGAGACUUCUGUUACGCAAAUAUCAAGACAAUUAUUAACAAUUGGUACUGCAUUUCGCCCGGUGGCGGUGUCAGUUCCGGAACUAUUAAUGGAAACGUGUACUGCAAUGGUUUCCAGAACAACCCCACUCUGUUGAUUUCGAGGGAAGAUUACAGAAAUUUGUGUGGUGACGUUGGGAUCCUGUAACUUACAAAUACUUCGGUACUCAUCCUAUAGGAGACCACAGUUCUGAUGUAAGGUGCUCCAGUGGUACUCCUUACACGUGUACUUACACGGAAGACAGAAAUCCCAGAGUUCCCAAUUACACACACACUUUGUUAUAAAAAAGUUUAAUGUAUCGUUACACUGUAAAAAUAAUAAAAAGUAUGUUGGUUACA